AUGAAACGUGAUGACAACGUGGUCAUCAUGCUUUCGAGCACAACACGGAAUAAGAGAUUAGAGAUAAGGAUGCCAAGUGUAGAGAAGAGAUGUAUUGGAGGAGACGCUUCUGGAAUUGAGGAGGAAUGUGUUGUCAUUGAGAAGACUAAAUUGAGUUUCCAUGGAGAACUCGAGGACUGUAAGUGCGCUCUAUUGGCAAUAAAUCGGAUAUCGGAAAUCGGAAUUCCAGUGGAUUCCAUUAGACAAAAACUACAAAACGUUCGUCACAUUGAAAGUGGAGUGGAGGUGGUUGGCACGAAUCUGGCAGUUUUCGAUUUGUUGGAUCAUGUGGAGGAGAUUAGGAAUCCAGAUGGUUAUGCAUUGGAAUUCAGAAAUAAUAAGAAUUUGAAUAGAAUUCGAAUGAAUGAGUUGAGAGUUUUGGAUGGAAAACAGGAGGAUGUUCUAUUCGAAAACGAUCAUUUUAUAGAGGAAAUUCAUGGGAAUUCUGAUUCUUUUUCCGACUUUCUCCAUCUGGAAUCAAUUGCUCGUGCUUCUCAUAAAAACGAAGAAUGUUCUCCAGAAUUCGUUAAAAUUAUAACUUCGGAGGCAUCUGAAUACGGAUGGGAUCUCUAUGCUCUUAUCGUUUCGUGUGCCGUUUUGGCAGUCAUUGUCACUGUGCAAACGUUCUAUUUGUUGAAAGGGAAGGGGAAGAAUCGGAAGAAUAAGAUGAGGUCGAAAGGAAGAAAGAAGCAUAAGAAGGCUAGAGGGAAUAGUGAAAGAAGUGAAAAGGACGAAGAAUAA
Caenorhabditis remanei is the source of this 780-nucleotide messenger RNA. RefSeq lists its product as uncharacterized. The record is from RefSeq and is a predicted model, not a curated record. Bases 1 to 780 code for a protein of 259 amino acids. NCBI's taxonomy places the organism in Eukaryota, Metazoa, Nematoda, Chromadorea, Rhabditida, Rhabditidae. The transcript has 3 exons.